AGGUUUUGUUUUUCCCCACCCCGUCAAUUUAAUUUUAUUCUUUUGAAGAUUCUUCGUUGUCAAGCCGCCAAAGUGGAGAGUGCGAUUGCAGAAGGGGGUGCUUCUCGUUUCAGUGCUUCUUCAGGCGGAGGAGGUGGUAGGGGUGCACCUCAGCACUAUCCCAAGACUGCCAGCAACAGCGAGUUCCUGGGGAAAACCCCAGGGCAAAACGCUCAGAAAUGGAUUCCUUCACGAAGCACUAGACGAGAUGACGACUCCGCAAACGACAAAGAACGACAUGAUGCAAUCUUCAGGAAAGUAAGAGGCAUACUAAAUAAGCUUACUCCUGAAAAGUUUGACAAGCUAUGCCUUGAGCUCCUCAAUGUGGGUGUAGAAUCUAAGCUCAUCCUAAAAGGGGUCAUACUGCUGAUCGUAGACAAAGCCCUUGAAGAGCCCAAGUAUAGCUCACUGUAUGCUCAACUAUGUCUGCGACUGGCAGAAGAUGCACCCAACUUUGAUGGCCCAUCAGCAGAGAGUCAUCCAGGACAGAAGCAAAGCACAACAUUCAGACGCCUCCUAAUAUCUAAACUUCAAGAUGAAUUUGAAAACCGAACCAGAAAUGUUGAUAUCUAUGAUAAGCAUGAUGGUCCCCUCCUCCCUGAGGAGGAGGAACAGAGAGCCAUUGCCAAGAUCAAGAUGCUGGGGAACAUCAAAUUCAUUGGAGAACUUGGCAAGCUUGAUCUUAUUCAUGAAUCUAUCCUUCAUAAGUGCAUCAAAACACUUUUGGAAAAGAAGAAGAGAGUCCAACUCAAAGACAUGGGGGAGGAUUUGGAGUGCCUCUGUCAGAUAAUGAGGACAGUGGGACCUAGAUUAGACCAUGCAAAAGCCAAGUCCUUAAUGGAUCAGUACUUUGCCCGUAUGCGCUCCUUGAUGUCAAGUAAGGAAUUGCCAGCAAGGAUUCGUUUCCUGCUGCAGGAUACUGUGGAGUUGAGAGAACACAACUGGGUUCCUCGCAAAGCUUUUCUUGACAAUGGACCAAAGACUAUCAAUCAAAUCCGUCAAGAUGCAGUAAAAGAUCUGGGAGUUUUUAUUCCUGCUCCUAUGUCUCAAGGGAUGAGAAGCGACUUCUUUCUGGAGGGACCCUUUAUGCCACCCAGGAUGAAACUUGACAGGGACCCGCUCGGAGGGCUUGCUGAUAUGUUUGGACAAAUGCCAGGUAGUGGAAUUGGUACUGGUCCAGGGGUUAUUCAGGAUAGAUUUUCACCCACCAUGGGACGCCAUCGUUCAAACCAACUUUUCAAUGGCCAUGGGGGUCACCUCAUGCCUUCUGCUCAAUCCCAGUUUGGAGAACUAGGCAAAUCUUUUCUGAAAAGUCAGGGGCAAAGCCAGCUCUACCAUAACCAGAAUCAGGGACUCUUAUCCCAGCAACAAGGACAGUCGAAGGAUAUGCCACCUCGGUUUUCUAAGAAAGGACAGCUUAAUGCAGAUGAGAUUAGCCUGAGACCUGCUCAGUCUUUUCUAAUGAACAAAAACCAAGUGCCAAAGCUUCAGCCCCAGAUAACUAUGAUUCCUCCCAGUGCUCAACCACCACGCACUCAGACACCACCUUUGGGACAGCCUCCUCAACUUGGUCUUAAAACAAAUCCACCGCUUAUACAAGAAAAGCCUGCAAAGACCACCAAGAAACCACCUCCUUCUAAAGAAGAGCUACUUAAACAAACUGAAGCUGUUGUGACUGAGUAUCUGAACAAUGGAAAUGCUAAUGAUGCUGUCAAUACUGUGAGAGAAAUGAGAGCUCCAAAACACUUCAUUCCUGAGAUGUUGAGCAAAGUAAUCAUUCAAUCCCUAGAUAGAUCAGAUGAAGACAAAGAGAAAGCAAGUACUUUGAUCAGCUUGCUCAAGCAGGAGGGAAUAGCCACAAGUGACAACUUCAUGCAGGCAUUCCUGAAUGUAUUGGACCAGUGCCCCAAACUGGAGGUGGACAUCCCAUUGGUGAAAUCCUACUUAGCACAGUUUGCAGCCCGUGCCAUUAUUUCAGAACUGGUGAGCAUUUCCGAACUGGCUCAACCACUGGAAAGUGGCACCCAUUUCCCUCUCUUCCUGCUUUGCCUUCAGCAGUUAGCUAAGUUACAAGAUCGUGAAUGGCUAACAGAAUUGUUCCAACAAAGCAAAGUGAAUAUGCAGAAAAUGUUACCAGAAAUUGACCAGAACAAGGACCGCAUGUUGGAGAUCUUGGAAGGGAAGGGGCUUAGCUUCUUGUUCCCGCUUCUGAAACUGGAGAAGGAACUGCUAAAGCAAAUAAAAUCGGAUCCAUCCCCUCAAGCCAUCUAUAAGUGGAUUAAAGAUAACAUUUCACCCAAACUUCAUGUAGAUAAGGGAUUUGUGAAUAUAUUGAUGACCAGUUUCUUGCAGUAUAUUUCUAGUGAAGUAAACCCACCCAGUGACGAAUCGGAUUCUUCAUCUGUUCCAUCUAAAGAGCAGCUAGAGCAGGAAAAACAACUGCUUCUUUCCUUCAAGCCAGUAAUGCAGAAGUUCCUCCAUGACCAUGUUGAUCUGCAAGUGAGUGCUUUAUAUGCGCUCCAGGUGCACUGCUACAACAAUAACUUUCCAAAAGGCAUGUUACUGCGCUUCUUUGUUCAUUUCUAUGACAUGGAAAUCAUUGAAGAAGAAGCCUUCUUGGCAUGGAAAGAAGAUAUUACUCAAGAGUUUCCAGGGAAAGGCAAAGCUUUAUUCCAGGUAAACCAGUGGCUAACCUGGCUGGAAACUGCUGAAGAAGAAGAAUCUGAAGAAGAAGCUGACUAAAGAACCAGCCAAAGCCUUAAAUUGUGCAAACAUACUGUUGCUAUGAUGUAACUGCAUUUGACCUAACCACUGCGAAAAUUCAUUCCGCUGUAAUGUUUCACAAUAUUUAAAGCAGAAGUAUGUCAAUAGGAUAUCUUCUGCAAAAGGUUUUUGUAGUAUGUCUUAAUAGUCUACAAUAAAAAUAUUUUAGAGUAUCUUUAAUGUUUAGAUAACAGUGUAUUAGCAGCAUGCAAUAAUUACAUCAUAAGUUCUCGAGCAGAAGCAGUCUGUUGCAAGGGUCUUCUUUGCUGCCAGUUAUCAUAGGCUGUUUUUAAGUUAGAAAACUGAAUAGCAACACUGAAUACUGUAGAAAUGCACUUUGCUCAGUGUAAUACUUGAGUUGUUGCAAUAUUGGAUUAUCCAUUUGGUUGUUACAGAGAAUCCUUAACUGUAAUCGAUGGUUGUUGCCGUAAUAGUAUAUUGCCUGUAUUUCUACCUCUAGUAAUGGGCUUUAUGUGCUAGGUUUUAAUAUCCUUGAGCCUGGGCAAGUGCACAAGUCUUUUUAAAAGAAACAGUUUACUUGCACAAAAACUGAUCAGCUGAAGAGAUGGUUUAAUGCCCUUUGGGAAGAGGUUUUUGUGGGUGUGAAACAUAACAUGGUGAGAAAUUUGAAUUGGUCCCUCUAUUAUAGUACUGAAAUUAAGUCUACUUAAUUUAUCAAGACAUGUUCAUGCCCUGAUUUUAUAUACUUGUAUCUAUCAAUAAACAUUGUGAUACUUGACUUGUUUCUGAAUGUCUCCCAGUAGAAGAGCUUUGACCGACAACUAGUUUGUUUAUGUAAGGAAACAUCAGUGGGAGUUGACUUAGACUGGGACCAUCUUAAGAUUCUUUUUAUAAUAAUUGUCUUAACAUGCAAAUGAAUUCUAAAUCUGGUCACAGACAAGACUAGACACUACAGAUCUGCUGUGACAGGAGGAAAAUUAAGAAAUUCUGCUGAAGAAAUGGUAGGAGUUUGCCUUGUGGUCCAAUGUAUGCUUUAUCAGUGAGUAUGUGCUUUUUAACUUCUUAAUGCUUUGAACUUUUCCCAGGUCAUGUGCACAUUCUUUAAUCAAGUGGCACUGACUAUUAGCUGCCUGUUUCUCAAAUUGGCAAAAAAACCCCCACAAAACAGUUCAAUGAUGUUGCAUUGUACAGGCUUGAAAUGUCAUCUAUUAAAUUCUCAAAAUACCUUGCUUCCUAGAACCUUGUCCCUAGUGACAUUUUUUUUCCUCGUUGAUACUCAGACUUUUCACUGUUGAAAGGUGAUGUAUUUGUAAUGGCAAAACAGUUGUCUCCUUGACUGAAACUUGGUUUUGUCAGUGCUGGAAGUGCUUUAGACUGCAUACUGUCUUCUGCAUUGUGGGAGAUGAAGUGGAGCAUGAGAAAACUACUGGAGAUCAUAAAAGGGCUUGCUUUGAGGGGACGGAUAGUUUGCAUUUAUGCACCUUAAAGUGCUGUGACAGGGAAGUGGGUCUGGUUCUCUAAUUUUGCUGGCAAUUUGCUGUGAACAGCAGGCUUCCUAACCUACAGUUUAAAGUAGUGGCCUCUUGCAACUUAGAUUCCUUCAGUGAGUUUCUUCAGAUGCCUCAGUAACUUGCUGUACAAUGUGUAGCCCAGUAAAUCAAGGUACCAUGUUUCUGUAAACCAAAUGACACUCAAAGGGUAUUGAAAUUCCUGAAUUGCUAACAAAAAUUCCAUGAUACUUAAACACUGUCUCUGCAUUUCAGGACUGUGGCAUAUCUAGCUGUAAACAGGAGAGCAGGAUAUUUCUGUGGAUUCUAGUUCCAAUUUGGAAAAAAAGAAAAGCGUUAACUGCACUUAAGCGGCUUGAGGUUGGGAGCUGGCUGCUUUUGAUGUAGCUGCAACUUCUGUGUAAUGGUGGUGAGCAGUGAUGUCAUGGGGCCUCCAAAAAAGUUUCUAAUGGUAUGUUGUUGCUCCCAGUCAUGAUGCGGAGUAAUCUUCAAUUUAUGAAACUAUUUCCUUUCCUCUCUGUAGAGUAAUACAGUUGAUGUUAGAUCUACAGGGUGUGCAGGGUUUACCCCUCACUUCAUGUCUAUUCUUGGGUAGAUAAAGAUGCUUCUCAAGUGCAUGUCAUAUACUCAUUAAGGUUCUGCAGUUAAAUACCCUUUAUUGGGGUAGAGAAACAGUAAGUAUAGUUUCAAGGUUCAUUUACUCCCAAGUAAUGCCAAAUUCUGCUGGUUUAGAAUUGUAGGCUUACUUUUAAGUGUAGUAAGAUGCAGUGUAGUGAAAUUUAGCAUUGCUUCAAUAACAGGGUUGUGUUUCUCUAAGUAUGUUGUUAGUUUCCUUUGUGUUUAAACUUUGCUGUUAACAGCUGAUCAGGUUAGUGGUGCAUGCCACUUUUUGUGUACUUCAGUUACAGGUUACUAGAUACACAAUGCAUGUCACUUUUCUGUGCUGCAAAGCUGAAGACAGGGAGAAACCACGAGUCAUGAAAGAACAGUCCUAACGGGUAGUUUCCAACUAAAUUUACUGUAGAGGUGAGAGAGAAAGGCAACAGUAGAAAGGAGGUGCAAGUAAAAACAGUUCAUGGUAAAAACUUCAGGAUAAUGGAACCAGAAUCUGCAACUAACCUUUUUUUAUUUGCCAGAGUUUUGGAGAAGGUUAAGCUGGCAGCUGCAGAUUGUUUGAAUAGCAUAACUAAGCCUUGUAUUCUUGCCCAGUCUAUAAAAUGUGAUUGCUAUGAUCUUACAUACUUGUGUGUGGAGGCUUUGCUGCUUGGCUUGUUUGUAACUAUUCACUGAGUUAGGAACUCUGUUAGGGAAGGGUAAAACUGUGUAAGAACCAUGACCAAAAAUGUGGAAUAGAACAUAUGCAGUAGAAAAUGCCACUCAACUCUAGAAUUACUCCAUCAUGAGACGCUUGCAAAAUUUACAUGCAGUUAGUCUGAACAGAUCUGGUUUCUUGAAAGCAGUAUAAAAAUGGCUUUUAUAACUGCAGUGUAUACAUCAAAAUGGUAUUUCCAUAGAUAAGGGAGCAUCUUGAUCUUCAGCUACUUGUUAAGUUUUUAGUGCUCGACUGCAGUGCUUGUGACUUAAGUCAAUCUGGAAGGAGGGGGUGGGUGUUCAGUUGGUCUAACACUUGUGUGGCUUUUAACUAUGAGUUGUAUUGUACUUCAAAUGUAAAUAGAGCAUACUGCAUUUUAAACAGUAAAAUCAGUCAAAAUUAAACCAAUAUCACUGA
Messenger RNA from Aptenodytes forsteri (emperor penguin), 6000 nucleotides. RefSeq names its product eukaryotic translation initiation factor 4 gamma 2 (gene EIF4G2). The record is from RefSeq and is a predicted model, not a curated record. The annotation marks the transcript as partial. Lineage: Eukaryota; Metazoa; Chordata; Aves; Sphenisciformes; Spheniscidae. Gene Ontology annotation, molecular function: mRNA binding; protein binding; translation initiation factor activity. Gene Ontology annotation, cellular component: eukaryotic translation initiation factor 4F complex. The transcript is spliced from 21 exons.